Molecule: messenger RNA, 1698 nt
Organism: Poecilia latipinna (sailfin molly)
Lineage: Eukaryota; Metazoa; Chordata; Actinopteri; Cyprinodontiformes; Poeciliidae
Gene: naf1
Product: nuclear assembly factor 1 homolog (S. cerevisiae)
Exons: 9
Coding region: 131-1570 (479 amino acids)
Biological process (GO): box H/ACA snoRNP assembly; ribosome biogenesis; pseudouridine synthesis
Cellular component (GO): sno(s)RNA-containing ribonucleoprotein complex
Molecular function (GO): RNA binding
Source: RefSeq, a predicted model, not a curated record
UUAUUUUGAAAGUGAGUACAGGAAGUUGUAUGAGUGAUUUUCCAAACCUGUGCGCGUGUCCUCAACGUGGAUGUAACUUCUCAGACAGAGUGACAUAAUUUGCUUGGAAACGCUUUAAUUGCCUUCUCAGAUGGACAGAAGCUCACCAGAUGAUAAACAGAACCCGCCACCGAUGGAGGAUGCAGAAGAGAUGGAGGUCACCAUGUCAACUCAGCUAGAAAAUCUCCUUGUGACCAAAGAGGAUGCCAUACAAACACAGGCAGAGGAAACAGAUGGGCUCCCUUCAGGGUCUGGGUGUGAGAAUGAGGACUCAAACAAGUCUGUCCACACAGACACUUCAACAUCACAUCUACCAGAGGUGAACGAUCACAACCUGCCAUCAGAAAACCAGGGGAAGGAGGUACAGGUCGCUAUGGUAACACACGCAGAGGAUGUUUCUGUGACCCGAGACGAUGCCACACCAGCAAACACACACACAGAGGCAGAUGGAGCUGUCCCGACAGCCGCAUCAGCAGCAACGCUCCCUGUGAGCUUUGUAUGUGAGGCUGGCUGUGUGGAUGAGGACUCGGACGAUUCAGACAGUGACAGUUCUUCAUCUUCUUCCUCAUCCUCCUCUUCUUCGUCAUCUUCCUCUUCCUCCCCUGCCCCGGUGUUUGAGGAUGUUGAUGAAAGUUUCAGCCAACCAGCCCCUAUCAAAGCUAGAGAUGAAGUCUUACUUGAGGAGCUUCCCGCUGUGGAGGAAGUCAGUGUGAGCUUACCCGAGGAAGCCGAGCUGCAGCCGGUGGGAACAGUCUCCAGUAUCGUCCAGCAGCUCGUUAUUAUCCAGUCCCUGAAGAACACACCCGCUCUGAACGAGGACAGCAUCCUGUUCAGGUCCGACAGGGUGGCUGUGGGAAAGGUGUUCGAGGUGUUCGGCCCUGUGUGCAGUCCUUUCUAUGUUCUGCGCUUUAACUCUUCAGAUCAGAUCAGCAGCAAAGGCCUGACGGAGGGAUCGACUGUUUAUUUUGCUCCAGCACUCAAAGAGUACACAGAGUACAUCUUGAUGCAGCAGCUCAAACUUUUAAAAGGAUCUGAUGCUUCUUGGAAGAAUGAUGAUGAACCACCAGAUGAGGCUUUGGAUUACAGCGAUGAUGAGAAGGAGCAGGAGGCAAAAAGAAAAAUAAGGAACAACAAACGGAAGGAAAAUGGCUGUGCAGAUAAGUCCAGUCAGCAGCAGAACCACGACCGCCGGGCUUCCCAGCCCCGACACGCCAGAACCCGAGUCCGACAUCAGCACCCGAGAAACGCGCCGCCAUCCGCCCACUCCUACCCUCCACCUGGACACACGGACAUUCCUCCUGCAUACUUUCCUUCCCACUCCCCUUAUCUUCCUCCUCCUCAUCAUCAUCACCAUCAUCACCCUUUCUCUCCACCCAGCUUCCCCCUCUACCCUCCUCCUCUUCCUCCUCCAGCGUUUUUCAACCCAUCUUUCUCCCCUUCUUUCUGGCAUCCAAACUCUGUCCCCUAUGUUGACUUCCCUCCUCCUCCGCCUCCACCACCGCCACCUCAUCCCCCCUCGCCACCUCACUAACACACACACACGUUCCUAAGUUGUUAGGGUGAUUUUUGUUCAUUAUAAGGAAUAUAUGAUUUACUUUCAGCAGCCUGUCUGUUUAGUGGCUGGUAGGCUGUAAAUUUUUGAUGUGUAAAAUGAUUUUU